This is a messenger RNA of Hypomesus transpacificus, 1482 nucleotides long. RefSeq names its product RWD domain containing 4 (gene rwdd4). Gene Ontology annotation, molecular function: protein binding. The transcript is spliced from 8 exons. The record is from RefSeq and is a predicted model, not a curated record. Lineage: Eukaryota; Metazoa; Chordata; Actinopteri; Osmeriformes; Osmeridae. Bases 183 to 743 code for a protein of 186 amino acids.
UGUGCGCAUGCGUACAACACCAACAGCCUGCUGGAGACUUGACGUUGGAUCAGCUAAUAUUUAGUGCUAGGAAGUUGACUAUUUACAACAGCGGACAUGUGGUAUUAAUUGUGAACUCCACACAUUGUGUUUUGCCAGCAAGGCAUAGUUAGCAUUGUGUUGAGUACCUGAAAGAAGAAAUCAUGACUGCUAACGAGGAUCAAGAGAUGGAGUUAGAAGCUCUUCGCUCCAUAUACGAAGGAGACGAAUGCUUCAGAGAGAUCAGCCCAGUGUCUUUUCAGUUUAGGAUAGGAGACCAUGAAGACUCCAAAGCAUUUCUGUUAGAUAUUUCAUGGCCAGAGACCUAUCCUGAAACUUCUCCCCAAAUAUCAUUAGAUGCCUUUUUCAACAACAGAAUUUCUCCAAUCACCAAGCAGAUGAUCAUCUCAAAGCUGGAGGAGCAGGUGGAGGCCAACCUGGGCACAGCCAUGAUGUACACCCUGUUUGACUGGGCCAAGGAGAAUCAGGAGAGCCUUAUGGAGAAUCACCAGCCUGUGGUCACUGCUGUGACGUUAACGUCCACCAACGACAACACGGGUAACGUCGGCCCCGCCAAGAAGAAGGAGAGGAAGGAACAACUGACCAAAGCACAGAAGAGAAAAAUGACCAGCAGAACAGAUAAUAAAGGGGAGCUGCCAAGGGGCUGGGACUGGGUGGACGUUGUUAAGCAUCUGAGCAAAACAGGUGGAAAAGAGGAGGAUUAGAGAGGUGAGAGAACGGGAAGGAUAGGGGGAAUUCUGGUGCGGCUCUACCCAGGAAGUGUAACGAUGAACUUAACCCACCACACAUACCCAGACGCCGCUGUGUUCAUCCAGUACCUUCCAGUGGAGCACCAGAGACCACGUGCCCAAGAUGGCUGCUCCUACAUCCCCCAUUUCACAUUGUACGCAGGAUGUUUAAUUAUUUUGGCCUUGUAUUUCCUCCGCUUGGAAUAAGAGCCCAGAGUCUGUGUAUUUUUAUUAUUUGGAUUUUAACUGUUGCGAUGACAGUGAAUUGCAGUGUGUGUGGCACCGUUGUGCUGUGUCAGGGUACGGCGUGCCAGGUAUGAGUGCUGCUGCUUCACAGUAUAGUUCAAAGGAAACACGCUGAAAUGCUGUUUACAACGGGUCUCACCUGUAUACAUUCUUCUGCAUUGGAGGAGUGCGAAAGAAAUAUCUUGACCCGACUGCGCCUCAUUGUCACCAGGAAACAAACAUGCAUUACUGUCACUGCCAGGGUACAAACAUAUCUCCACCUUGAGACUGUUGCCCAGUUGCUAGGCGUUAAGAGACAUACAUUUUAGCUCAUUAAUCAUGGGUGUCAAUCUGGGCCAUAGAGCAUGGAUGCAGUGUGGGAAAGUAACAACUGGUUGUGAUGUUAUUCCAUAAUACCUUUCAAUAAAGGUGAGUUCUUACCGGUCAACUGAGAAAACUAAAGUUUUUAAUAAAAUAUAUAUAAAAUGAC